GAAGAGGGGGGGGUUAAACCCGUCGCCAGGAGAUUAGAGGCAGAUAAGCGAGGAAGAACAAGGCGCUUCUCCAACCGAGACCUUCCACUUGGCGAUCGGAGGCGGAACGUCAGGUUCAGGAGCUGGAGAGAGAGAGAGAAUAAAACACAAGAAGGCACAGGCAAAGAUCAACCGCGGCAGGAAGGCAGCGCGGUGGGUCUGCCUUUUUACUCACGAGAAGCCCAGUGCCAAAUAACAAGAAGGGCGGGAUUUGCUGGAUGCGAAGGAAAGCCUGAACGGACCGCUACUUUGAAGCAGGACCUGCUGACUUCGAUUUCCAGUCGCUUCUGGAGCUUUUCUUGCCCGCUUUCUUCCGGGGCUUUAAACACUACUACUACUACUAUUACUACUUGUAUGUUUUUUUAUUUAACUGUUUUAAUGUGGACAGCUGCAUGAUCGCGGGAUCUCCAGAAAGGGCCCCCAUCGGCUGGGCUGGAGCCCCAACUUGACCCCCCUCCCGCAAAAGAGUGGAAAGUGUGGGGGAGAGGGAGUACCCGCCUUUGUGGAUCCGACUGAGUGUCCCCCCCCCCCCCGCGCGCGCCGCCGCCUUCUCCUCCCCUCCUCCUCCUCCUGCGCGCUGCCCGCUCUUGGCUUUCAGGUUAACUUCGCUUUGCCAGAGGCGGGCGAACCGAGGCUGCGGCGGCGGGCGCAGAAGGGAGAGCGAGCGAGCGAGCUAGGCAGGGCGCGCGCUACCCGCGCCGAGGGAGACGCAGCCGCGGAGCGCAACGAGGGACCGCUCGCUUCGCGCGGACGAGAGUUGGCUCGCUUCCCCUUCUACCCCCCCCCCAGCCUUGUGGCAAAGGGACAGAGGGAGGCACCGCUGCCGGGAGUGCGCCCAGCUCGCCGCGAUAAAUUGGAUUGACUCUCUCAAGCUGCCCAGUUGAUCCUCCGCGCCACCCCUCCCCCCUCCCCUCUGGCCUUCCGAUGACUCUGGACUAAAAAAGAUCGCCCUCCUCCCCACCCACCCCGGUGUCCGCACUCCCCCCACCCCUCUUUUUCCUUUUUGGCUGGACUCUGCGCGAGCUGGAGGCGAACAAACUGAAACCAUGAAGCAGCAGCUGUCGGCUUCGGAGAUGCCCGCUGGCAACUGACCGCCGGGAGGCCGCCGGGCGACUCGGGCUCUCCAGGAUCGCACCCUCUCCGCCCGCCCCCCGCCCUGCCGCUCUCGGCGGACCGGCUCCCAACUUGCCGCCUUGCCUCCCGCCGACCUGCUCGCUGGCUGGCCAGCCGAGGGGGACGCCCGGAUCCGGCUCGCCGGCCUCCCCCUGUCCUCCCCAACAUAGCGCCCCCUUGAGCUCCGCGCACCACUCUCGGGCGCUCGCCGGCUCGGAUCGCCGCGCCGGACCUGCCUGGAGCUCGGCAUGGACGGGGCGGCUCGGAGGGGGGCCCUGGCCGCGCUGCUGCUGCUCCUGCUGCUGGCCGCCUGCUGGCUGGUGCUGGGCGCCGGUGCCUCGCCGACCCCUCCCGGAGCCGCCCCGCAGCAGGACACUUGCACCUCGUGCGGCUUCCGGCGGCCUCCCGAGGAGCGCGGGGCCGUGGACGGCGAUUUCCUGGAGGCCGUCAAGCGGCACAUCCUGAGCCGCCUGCAGAUGCGAGAGCGGCCCAACAUCACCCACGCCGUGCCCAAGGCGGCCAUGGUCACGGCGCUGCGCAAGCUGCACGCCGGGAAGGUGCGCGACGACGGCCGCGUCGAGAUCCCCAGCCUGGACGGCCAGGCCAGCGGCGGCCCCGCGGCGCACGAGCAGCUCUCCGAGAUCAUCAGCUUCGCCGAGACAGAUGACCUGGCUUCCUCUCGAGUGCGCCUCUAUUUCUUCAUUUCCAACGAAGGGAAUCGGAACUUGUUUGUGGUUCAAGCCAACCUGUGGCUUUACUUGAAGCUGCUUCCAUAUGUCUUGGAGAAAGGCAGCCGGCGGAAAGUAAGAGUCAAAGUGUAUUUCCAAGACCCGGACACUAGCAGCAAGUGGAAUGUGGUUGAAAAGAAAGUUGAUCUCAAAAGAAGUGGCUGGCACACAUUUCCCAUGACAGAACCAAUCCAGGCUCUGUUUGAGAAAGGGGAAAGAAGACUGAACUUGGAUGUUCAGUGCGAAGGCUGCGAAGAGUAUUCAGUGCUGCCAAUUUAUGUGGACCCCGGGGACGAGUCUCACCGGCCUUUUUUAGUGGUGCAAGCCCGCUUGGCUGACAACAAGCACAGAAUCCGGAAAAGAGGCCUGGAGUGUGAUGGCAGGACCAAUUUAUGUUGCAGGCAACAGUUUUUCAUUGACUUUAGACUCAUUGGAUGGAAUGACUGGAUCAUAGCGCCACAUGGUUACAAUGGGAAUUACUGUGAAGGGAGCUGCCCGGCCUAUUUGGCUGGCGUCCCGGGCUCAGCUUCCUCUUUUCACACCGCAGUGGUGAAUCAGUACCGCAUGCGAGGGCUGAACCCAGGCACUGUGAACUCCUGUUGCAUCCCGACCAAACUUAGCUCGAUAUCCAUGCUGUACUUUGAUGAUGAAUACAACAUCGUGAAGAGGGACGUUCCCAAUAUGAUUGUGGAAGAAUGUGGUUGCGCCUGAUUUGGGGAAGGGGUGUGUUUGACAAGGGACAGGAGGUCUAGGACAUUCCCAUACAGAAAUGGAAUUAGAAGGGUGGUUUUUGCUGCAUAUUCUUCCAGGCAUGGAUGUUUUAUAUAUAUAUAUAUAAAAUCACCGCAGAGAGGCAACAGCAGCAAGGAGCAGCGAUUACAACAGCAGCAAAGAUAUGUGUAUUGUUUCACUCUGUUGUCAGGGCCGUGGCAGUUCGUGGUUCUCGGACACUAAACUAUGCUACCACUUAUAGACUAAUGCUAUGAAGUACCUUAAUCCCACCCACACACCCAAGGACACAAAGCACACACACACACAGAGAGAGAGAGCGAUACACACAAACACACACGGUUGCAUGAUGCAGAUUGGAGGAUAGAAGCAAGUUUAAACAAAGAAAGGAAAGGGAGUUAAAUGUCUGCCAGUGAUUAAAAAACAAUACAGUGGGCCAAUAGCCAUUUCAUCUGUCAGCCAGCCGGCCAUGUGUUUAGAAUGAAACCACAGGGAAGCACAAAAAGAGAAAACAGUCUAAUAUAUUCGCAUACGCAGGUAUUUAAGUGACCAAACGACCAACCUUCACCUCUAAGGUCUAAAAAAAAGGGAAGGAGUAGCAGGCUACCUGAUUUACAGCAUGAUGAGCCCUUCCUCUUGAGGUUAAACAUAAUGUGUAUAUAUAUAUAUUUUUAAAGAAAUCACAAAUGGCCUAUAGCACUUCCAGAGUAGAAUAUUGCUACAAGAGAAAUAUACUUAAGCAAGUACCAUGAGCUUAAUAUAAUGACAGUUGCUGUAUUCUUCUGAAUGGUAUGUUGGCAUGAUUUCAUGCUUUUAACGGGCUAUGAGAUACUCCCAUCCUCACCCCAUGUGGGAUCGGUAUCCUGGCCGCAUCAUCUCAAAAAGGGCUUGGGUCCAUCCUGUCCCCAUUUUUUGUUCGCUAUUCAUCUCGACAGUCUUCACCUUCUCAGAACAUCGGCGACAUCAAAAGUUGCAGCUUGUGUCCCGUGUCAGGGGAAUCAGCAAGAGCAGGCUUGGUGCGGCUGGGGAGGAGUAACAGGGAGAAGAGGAAACGGAUGGUGGUGAUGAUGAAUUAUAGCCACACAGUGGAUACAUUUUGAGGGAGUGUAUGCGGGUGUGGAAAUGCAAGGCGUUUUGUAACGGUUGAGGAACAUUGGAGAAGACUUACGGGUGGGGGGGGGAACGAGAGUGGGGAGAGGGUUUUUUUAAUUAAAAAAAAACCCUUCCCAGAGUAUGUCAAGGAUGGCUGCAGAGCUCAAACCCCACCCCCCAUGCUACAGCAUAGCACUCGCAAACUGCUUGAAUGCACAUUAUUAUAGCACUUGCAGAUUUCAAUGCCUUGAAUGGUUGGGACUUGAUGGUGCACUUCUCUUUGCUCACUUAUCUCUAGGUUAAAAACAAGUGCCGCAUGAGCUAUGCAAUUUUUAAAAAAGUGUUGACCCAUACUAGACGAAACUGGACUGAAAUGAGAUGACUUUUUAAUAUUUUUUUUAUACUUGAAAUUAAAUCUUUUGCUUCUUUUUUUUAAAAGCGAAUGAUUGCUUUUCAUGUUUGCACUGAUGUAGUUGCACGACUUAGUCAAGAGAAAACUGCCAUUUGAAGAAGAAGAAAAAAGGUUAUUUUUAUAGCAGCAAUAAUAAUAAUAAUGAUGAUGAUGAUGAACACAGUGAAAUGUAUUAUACAUAAGAUUUUGGAACCAAAGAGGCCAACAUAUUAAUUGUAAUUUUUAUCAGAUGGCAAGGUCAUCAUAUAUCUAUAUAUCAUGUAAUGAUACUGAAUA
Messenger RNA from Podarcis raffonei (Aeolian wall lizard), 4389 nucleotides. It is a transcript of the gene INHBB, whose product is annotated as inhibin subunit beta B. Gene Ontology annotation, molecular function: cytokine activity; growth factor activity. The record is from RefSeq and is a predicted model, not a curated record. NCBI's taxonomy places the organism in Eukaryota, Metazoa, Chordata, Lepidosauria, Squamata, Lacertidae. The transcript has 2 exons. Gene Ontology annotation, biological process: BMP signaling pathway; SMAD protein signal transduction. The coding region runs from base 1401 to 2591 and encodes 396 amino acids. Gene Ontology annotation, cellular component: extracellular region.